AAAUGGCCUGUAGCGGCAACAAGUUGCCGGAAGAAAGAAGCAAGCCGCCAUCUGUGUCGUGUCCGGAAGUCGUCUGGCGCCAUGCGAGCCGCCCCGAUCCUCUUCCUCGGCGGCACCAGUAUAUGAUGAUGAUCGCCGCGGACUACCGCUCCGUUCCACUCCAGUCCACCACACACACGCAGCUGCAGCGCGAGCGGGCGGCAAAUGGACGCCAGCACCCUCCUCCUGCCCUGCUCUGACGGCGCCGUCGCCGGCGCGGUCGACUACCGCGGGCGCCCGGCGUCCCGGUCCGGCACCGGCCGGUGGUCCGCCGCGAUGUUCGUGCUCGGGGUGGAGAUAGCGGAGAGGUUCGCGUACCACGGCGUCUCGGCGAACCUGAUCAGCUACCUGACGGGGCCGCUCGGGGAGUCGACGGCGGGAGCCGCGGCGGCGAUCAACGCGUGGAGCGGCGUGGCGACCAUGCUGCCCCUGCUGAUGGCAUGCGUGGCCGACGCCUGGCUCGGGAGGUACCGCACCAUCGUGCUCGCCUCCCUCCUCUUCGUCGUGAGCAUGGGCAUGCUGACCGUCUCGACGCUCCCGGUGUUCAACCACGACGGCUGCAGCUACCACUCCAAAUCGCUCGCGUGCUCCCCGUCCCCCGUGCAGGUGGCCGUCUUCUACGUCUCCCUGUACCUGGUGGCGCUCGCCGAGGCCGGGCACAAGCCCUGCGCGCAGGCGUUCGGCGCCGACCAGUUCGACCAGCACGACCCCAAGGAGUCCGUGUCGAGGAGCUCCUUCUUCAACUGGUGGUACUUCGGCAUGUGCUCCGGCACCGCCGUCACCACCAUGGUGUCCAGCUACAUCCAGGACAACGUCGGCUGGGGCCUCGGCUUCGGCAUCCCCUGCCUCGUCAUGGUCUUCGCGCUCCUCGCCUUCUUGCUCGGGACCAGGAGCUACCGCUACUACACGUCCACCGAGUCGAGCCCCUUUGCUCGCCUCGCCAGAGCGUUCGUGGCGCUGAUCAGGGGAACCAAAUCCAGCCAAUGCGACAGCAGUCUCGCGACCGACGACGACGCGCACCGGGAGGAAGUGAAGGGCGUGCUGCGCCUGUUCCCCAUCUGGGCGACGUGCAUCAUCUACGCCGUGAUCUUCUCGCAGUCUUCGACGUUCUUCACGAAGCAGGCCGCGACGCUGGACCGCCGGAUCGGCUCGACGCUCCGCGUGCCGCCGGCGGCGCUGCAGACGUUCAUCAGCCUCACCAUCAUGGCGUUCAUCCCGAUCUACGACCGCGCGUUCGUGCCCGCGGCUCGGCGGUUCACGCGCCUGUCUUCCGGCAUCACCAUGCUGCAGCGGAUCGGCACGGGCCUCGUCCUGGCCAUGGUCGCCAUGGUCGUGGCGGCGCUGGUGGAGAUGAGGCGGCUCGGCGUGGCGAGGGACGCCGGCCUCGUGGACCAGCCCAAGGCGGCACUGCCGAUGACGCUGUGGUGGAUGCUGCCGCAGUACGUGCUGUUCGGGCUGUCGGACGUGUUCGCCAUGAUCGGGCUCCAGGAGUUCUUCUACGACCAGGUCCCCGACGCGCUGCGCAGCCUGGGGCUGGCCUUCUUCCUCAGCAUCUUCGGCGUGGGCCACUUCCUGAGCAGCUUCCUCAUCUCCGCCAUCGACGGCGCCACCAAGAAGAGCGGCGCGAGCUGGUUCUCCAACAACCUCAACCGCGCGCACCUCGACUACUUCUACUGGCUGCUCGCCGGGCUCUGCGCCGUGGAGCUGGCCGCGUUCGUCGUCGUUUCCCGCGUCUAUGUGUACAAGAAGAGGGCGUCUCACGACAAUGGUGAUGUCAUUGAGCUCCUCUCCCUCGUGCUGAUCCAACCGGCCAUGGCGGAAACCGUCGCCGGCGCCGUCGACUACCGGGGCCAGCCGGCCUCCCGCGCCGCCACGGGUGGAUGGAAAUCGUCGGUCUUCGUCAUGGCGAUGGAGAUCGCGGAGCGGUUCGCGUACAAGGGCGUGGCCGCGAACCUGAUCACGUACCUGACGGGGCCGCUGGGGCAGCCCAUGGCGCGCGCCGCCGCGUCCAUCGACGCGUGGAAGGGCGUCUCCCAGAUGCUGCCGCUGCCGCUCGCGUGCGUCGCCGACGCAUGGAUCGGCCGGUACCGGGCCAUCGUCCUCGCCUCCCUCAUCUUCGUCGUGAGCAUGGGCGCGCUGUCUGUGUCGUCGGCGUUCCCGGUCUUCCGCGCCGGCCACGUGGCCAUCUUCUACGUCGCGCUGUACCUGGUGGCCCUCGGGGAGGGCGCGCACAAACCGUGCGCGCAGGCGUUCGCGGCGGACCAGUUCGACGAGAAGGACCCCAGGGAGAGUGUGGCGCGGAGCUCCUUCUUCAACUGGUGGUACUUUGGCAUGUGCGCCGGCACCGCCGUCACGACCAUGGUCUCCAGCUACGUGCAGGACAACGUCGGUUGGGGCCUCGGCUUCGGCAUCCCCUGCAUCGUCAUCGCCGCCUCGCUCGCCGUGUUCCUGCUCGGGAGCCGGUCGUACCGGUACUACACCACCACCGAGGCCAGCCCCUUCUCCCGCGUCUGGAAGGCGUUCUUGGCGUUGAUCGAGAGCUGGACGCCAAAUCGUUGCGUCAUUAUCAGCAAAGAAGACGGCAACGCCGCCGCCGUCGAAGAGGUCAAGAGCGUGCUCCGGCUGCUCCCGAUAUGGGCGUCGUGCAUAAUCUACGCCAUCAUCUUCUCCCAGACGUCGACGUUCUUCACGAAGCAAGCCGCGACGCUGGACCGCCGGAUCGGCGCGAAGUUCAAGGUGCCGCCUGCGGCGCUGCAGACAUUCAUCAGUGUCAGCAUCGUCGUCUUCAUCCCGGUGUACGACCGGCUCUUCGUGCCCCUCGCGCGGCGCUGCACGGGGAGGCCGACGGGUAUCACCAUGCUGCAGAGGAUCGGCGCCGGCCUGGCCCUCUCGCUCGUCGCCGUGGCCCUGUCCGCGCUCGUGGAGAUGAAACGGCUCGGCGUCGCGAGGGACGCCGGCCUGGUGAACACCCCAAAGGCGCAGCUCCCGAUGAGCCUCUGGUGGAUGGUCCCGCAGUACGUCCUCAUCGGCGUGGCCGACGUGUUCGCCAUGAUCGGGCUGCAGGAGUUCUUCUACGACCAGGUCCCCGACGCGGCGCGCAGCCUCGGGCUGGCCCUGUUCCUGAGCAUCUUCGGGGUCGGGCACCUCCUCAGCAGCCUCCUCAUCUCCGUCAUUGACAAGGCCACGGCGAAGAGCGGGACGAGCUGGUUCUCGAACAACCUGAACCGCGCUCACCUCGACUACUUCUACUGGCUGCUCACCGGGCUCUGCGCCGUGGAGCUCGUCGCCUUUGUGCUCUUCUCGCGAGUGUAUGUUUACAAGAGGAAGGGUGGCAAUGACAAUGCCGGCCAUGGCGAUUUCGUGUAACAUCCAGAGUUUGAGCCGGGCGUGCUUGUAGUUGUUUGUACUUUGUAGGGAGAUUCCGUCAGUUCACUAUUGAGUUCUCAGGUUUGUUGUUGCGCGGCAGUUUCCUUUUCCUUCUUGGGGGAACUGACGACUCUCUUUCGGAUUCGAGGGUUUUGAGCUAAGAACAAGAAUAGAGCAACCAGAGAAAGAUACUAGUACUUCAGUUUACAAGCUGUAGUUGAACUUGUUGGUGUAUAAAUUAAUUGUCUAUAUUUUCCUA
Messenger RNA from Panicum hallii, 3664 nucleotides. RefSeq lists its product as uncharacterized. Gene Ontology annotation, cellular component: membrane. Gene Ontology annotation, molecular function: dipeptide transmembrane transporter activity; tripeptide transmembrane transporter activity. The record is from RefSeq and is a predicted model, not a curated record. The transcript has 8 exons. The coding region runs from base 205 to 3405 and encodes 1066 amino acids. NCBI's taxonomy places the organism in Eukaryota, Viridiplantae, Streptophyta, Magnoliopsida, Poales, Poaceae. Gene Ontology annotation, biological process: transmembrane transport; dipeptide transport.